Molecule: messenger RNA, 417 nt
Organism: Camelina sativa (false flax)
Lineage: Eukaryota; Viridiplantae; Streptophyta; Magnoliopsida; Brassicales; Brassicaceae
Source: RefSeq, a predicted model, not a curated record
AUGGUAGGGUCUUUAAUGUUUCUUGAGCUAAUGGUGGUGAUGGAGGCACAGCCACUGGUUCCAUCCAUGUUCAUCUUUGGUGAUUCGGUGGUUGAUGUUGGAAACAACAAUGAUAUCUACACAAUCGUUAAAGCUAAUUUUCCUCCUUAUGGAAGAGACUUCACAACCCAUAAACCCACCGGACGCUUCUGCAAUGGAAAGUUAGCUACUGACUUCACCGCUGAGAAUCUUGGAUUCACAUCAUACCCACAAGCUUAUCUAAGCAAAAAGGCAAAAGGAAAAAACCUUUUGACUGGAGCUAACUUUGCCUCUGCAGCCUCCGGUUAUUACGAUGGCACAGCCAAGCUCUACGCCAACAGAUCAGACACAUCAAUGUGUUGUGCGUAUAUCAGAGACACAAACGACAUGUACACAUGA